Sitodiplosis mosellana (orange wheat blossom midge) is the source of this 3717-nucleotide messenger RNA. Its product is annotated as erythroid differentiation-related factor 1. The transcript has 9 exons. The coding region runs from base 138 to 3665 and encodes 1175 amino acids. Gene Ontology annotation, biological process: positive regulation of DNA-templated transcription. NCBI's taxonomy places the organism in Eukaryota, Metazoa, Arthropoda, Insecta, Diptera, Cecidomyiidae. The record is from RefSeq and is a predicted model, not a curated record.
UCAAAUGUCAAAAUUAAGAAAUUAACUGUCAAGGCAAGAGUCGUCAAUAACAUGUGUCGAUGGAAUUGUUUCAAAUCAAAUUGAACUUGAUUUUAUGAAUUUUUUUUUCUUAAUAAAUACAAUCGAAGAUCGGGACAAUGGUGGAAGCAUUUGAAGAGCUCAAAAUAAGUGAAUGUUUGAGUUCACACGAUGAGGAAAAUCCUAUCAAAUCGGUAGCUACGGUUAAACACCAAAUCGUAAGAUCUCCAGGGAAUUUUUCGAAACUAAAAUGUAACACAGACUUGAAUAUUCCGCCAUCGAAUUGGCUGAGUAGUUCUUUUAAUUCUUACGGUCUACAACAAGCGUUAUCACAAGCAACUGGCUUUUCAAGCUUUCGCAUGGCGCAUUUGUUCUCAGAUUGUCUGGGCGAAGUUGACGUUGUUUCAAACGCAGAAAAUAUCAAACGGUUGCUAAAGCUACCAUAUGCUUCGAACUGUUCCAUAAGUAUGAUGGUUCAUAGAAUCGGAAGCACCCUUCUCAUUGAUGAUUUCGACAUACAUAGAUUUCUAUUGCAGCAAGAGGAUUGCAAUUGGAAAUGGCUCAAAUCUUUUAUUUGCGAGCAUUUUACGCGUUUAAAUGAACAAGAGCGAAAUGUGCCAAAUAAACAAUCUACAAGAAAUGAUUCAAUGCACCAAAGAAGCCUUUUGUCGAAAUUUCUGUAUCACUCGAUUUCUUCAACUACAACAGCAACCAUAUCAGAUUCGAAGGACACGGUGAAUGUGGACUUUGAACCGAAAUAUCUGCAAGAAGGACCUCUGUUGCCAGAGCCCAACGUAGAAGAUGUGCCCGAUCCAAAGCACACCAAACACACAUAUAACCGGAACGUAAUAUGGCAACUUAAUAAUACGAAAAUGCUAAUUGGAACAGAUCUACCAAUAUUCGGAGGAGUCGGAGGCAUCAGUUUGCGUUUGCGAGAUAUGGAUAAACCAAUAAAUGUGUUAACGGGAAUUGAUUAUUGGCUAGACAAUCUAAUGUGUAAUGUGCCUGAAAUCGGGAUGUGUUAUCACUUGAAUGGAUUUGUCCAAAAAUAUGAAAUAAUCAAAACGGAGGACCUGCCAUUUCUAGAAAAUUCGCAAUUCUCACCGAACGUAAUUCGAAAUGUUGCUCAAAAUAUUUUGUCAUUUCUAAAACAAAAUGCUACGAAAUCCGGUCAUACCUACUGGCUGUUUAAGGGGCACAAAGAUGACGUGGUGAAAUUAUACGAUCUAACGAGUGAGUUCGAAACAUCAAGCCAAUUCGACGAAAGUGAUCACCAGUCGAAAAAAGAAGAUCCCGAUAAGAAAACGUUUGAAAAAGACGAUAAAAAUCCAUUUACCAUACCAGUUGCAAUGCUUUUGUAUAAAGUUGCUAAAAAUAUGAAAAAUUCAACGGAUCGAAUUGAGGCGAAGCGAGCGGGUUCAAUAAAGGCAUUACUUGAGAAUUGCCUAAAACUUCUUCCAAAAGAACAAUAUCCACAAAUUGUCACCUCAUCGUAUUACUUACUGUCCGAUCUGUAUGUUCCGACCGGCAUUGAUCCCAUUUCACCGAAUUUCAACAAUGAAAUUGAAGAUUCCGAAACUGAUGUGUGCGACUCAGAUGAUUCAGGUAGUAAUAGUGUUGAAGAUGAACAGCAAGUGCAUGGUGGUGUUGGUGAAAAUAUCGCAAUUCAAAGCAUAGUUGAUGCAACAAAAGAAACGCAGAAGAAUGAGAACAACUUUCAUCCGCCUCCUUUGACUGGCGAUAUCGAGGAGAGAUGCUCUAAUGCGCUUCAAUACAUUUUUAAGGGAUUGAAUUGUUUGCAAUAUUUUCUGAUAAACGAGGAAAAGCUUAGCAAGGAAAAAGAGGAAAUAAAAAAGCAAGCUGAAAAAAUACGCAUCAUCCAAGAAGAAUUGAAUCCAAAUAUGGCUAAACGUUAUCAGGCCAUUCCACUGCCAUACGAAGAAAUUAAAAAUGACAAAAUCAAUAAAACAAGCGACACUAAAUGUGAUCAACAAAUGUUAUUGGAAAAGUGCCAAACAUCAACAUCAUCAUCAUCGUCGUCGUCAUCGUCGGUAGUGAUUGGGUCUUGGAACACUCAUUUAAAACUAUUGCUUAUAGAAAAGUCCUGUUUAGUUUAUGCAACAUUAACGGAGCAAGAAUACCAGCAUGGUAAAUAUGGAAGUGCUUUAAAGUUCAUUUCGAUUGCGAUGAAAUGUUACAAGAUCGUAUCAAAGCAGGUGUCUAAUUUUCUAUCCAUUGGAUCGAAUUAUCAAACAAAUCUUUUGGCUCGGGCAGGAGAUUGUUAUUUUCAAUGUGUCCAGAAUUUUACCAGUAUUGAAGAGUACAUUAGUCAAUUCCAAUCGUUACGUGACAUUGACUUAGCAAUAAAAGAUGAAUUGCAUAAAGAUUUAGUCCAAUUAGACAUGGAAAUGGACAUUGAGAGCCCAACGAACAAUUUGGAAAAAAGCAUUUCUUGCUAUGAGAUAGCUCUUCAAUGUGCUGAUGGGAAAGGAUCUCGCAAUGAAUUACUCAGUCGUAUUGGAAGCGUGUUGAAUGAAUUGGCUGUGAGGUACAUGGGGUGGUCACAAGCGGAGUUUGAAAAACGUUCCUCCGAAGCUUCCGUACAGAAUUCAGCGUCAUUAUCUACCAAAGAUGGAGAAUUUGAUGAUAAUGCAGAGCUGUCGGAAAAACCAGAACCGUUGUAUAUGAGUCUUGCCAGAAAAUCGUAUGAAAAUUUUAUUCGUGGCAUAUCCAUCUUUGAAGAAGUAAAUGAUAAUUCAAAUUUGGCGAUUUUACUGUGUAAUUUGGGGCGUUUUAUGCGUUUUCGAGCACAUCUUCAAGACGAUAAAGAAUUUUGUUUCAAGAAAAUCUGCUAUGAAAAUGCAUUCACGUCGUAUCAGCGGGCAUUGACGAUUCUGGAAUCGAAAAAACAAAAUUCACAACUAUGGGAUCUCGUUUCAUGGGAGUUAUCAUCUGGAAAAUUUACACUUGCUAAACUUAUACAACAGCACUUCCAAAAUGAAAUGAAUGAUAAAAUCGAACAGGAACUAAUCGAUUUAUUAAUGGGAUCAUUAAAAUUAUGCGAUACGCAAACGCGCAGUGCUCGAAAGAUUAUGUACACCGUUCGAUCUGGAUUGAUUUAUCAAUGCUUAGGAAACAUUUAUAUCGAUUCCUAUAAGAAAAAAGGCUGCAGCAAUGCUCGCCGGAAGAAAUUACUAAAUUUAUGCCGACUAUAUUACGGGAAAAGUAUAAAUGUGUUUAAACAACUCGAUGGCAUCGAUAAUUAUUUGGGUGUCCAAAUUGAUCGUUUAGAAUUACAAAACACUCUAUUCGAAGGUCAUCAUGCGGCUGCUCAAAAAUGCAAAACACUGCAUACAGCCCUGGAAAUCGCAUGUGAAUCAAUUGAACAAUUCAAAAAAACUCAUGAAUCUGAUGAUAAUCAAUAUGAUCAUGUCAAUCUUUUAAAACAAUUUGAAUUACUUCUACAAACCACACUGAAGCACUUGAUUCAAAUUUCUAUCACAAAAAACUCUGACAACCCGGAGAUAACAACAUUGAAACAACUAUAUAGUUUUACAUUACAAUCAAACAUAAAUAGGAAUGAUUUUAUGUUGUUUUCAAAAUAUUUAUUGAAAACAUUGGAAACUAUAAAAGAAGCUCUGUUUUGAGAGAAAAAAAUGUGCAAAAAAUGAAUAAAUAAAUACGCAAAUUUUCAUUUUA